Messenger RNA from Euleptes europaea (tarantolino), 2174 nucleotides. RefSeq names its product Bardet-Biedl syndrome 7 (gene BBS7). Gene Ontology annotation, molecular function: protein binding. The transcript is spliced from 19 exons. Gene Ontology annotation, biological process: intracellular transport; intracellular protein localization; non-motile cilium assembly. Lineage: Eukaryota; Metazoa; Chordata; Lepidosauria; Squamata; Sphaerodactylidae. The record is from RefSeq and is a predicted model, not a curated record. The coding region runs from base 6 to 2156 and encodes 716 amino acids. Gene Ontology annotation, cellular component: neuron projection; membrane; BBSome.
CCGCCAUGGACCUGAGCCUGACCCGGGUGGAUUAUCUGCAGGUGGGAGUGACAUCUCAGAAAACAAUGAAGUUGCUCCCUACAUCAAGACGUAAGGCAACACAGAAGGUUGUCAUUGGAGAUCAGGACGGUGUUGUUACCUGUUUUGGGAUCAAAAAAGGAGAACCUGUGCCAGUGUUCAAGACUUUGCCAGGAGAAAAGAUUGCGAGGCUAGAAUUGGGAGGUGCCCUGAAUACACUCCAGGAGAAAAUUUUUGUGGCUUCAGGAUCUGAAGUUCGAGGUUUUACAAAGAGAGGGAAACAGUUUCUUUCAUUUGAUACCAAUCUCACUGAGAACAUCAAAGCCAUGUAUAUAUCUGGAUCAGAUCUCUUUCUUUGUGCAAGUUAUAUCUAUAACCACUACUGUGACUGUAAGGACCAGCACUACUACCUAUCAGGAGAUAAAAUCAAUGAUGUUCUCUGUCUUCCAGUAGAGAAACUAUCUUGCAUUACACCAGUAUUGGCCUGUCAAGACAGAGUCCUUAGGGUUUUGCAGGGAUCAGAUUUGCUGUAUGAAAUGGAAGUCCCUGGUCCACCAUCUGUUCUGGCUUUGAAUGAUGGAAAUGGUGGUGACUCUGGUGAAGAAAUUCUUUUUGGGACAUCUGAUGGUAAAAUUGGUCUGAUACAAAUUUCCAUAGGUUCUCCAGUUGAAAAGUGGAAAAUUGAAAAUGAGAAAAAAAGAGGAGGUAUCUUAUGUAUGGAUAGCUUUGACAUUUUAGGAGAUGGAGUGAAGGAAUUGCUUAUUGGCAGAGAUGAUGGAAUUUUAGAAAUCUAUAACUUUGAAAAUCCAAACAGCCCUGUUCUCAGACACGAAUACGCCUUUUCAGAGAGUGUCACAUCUGUCCAAGGCGGCUGUGUUGGGAAGGAAGGCUAUGAUGAGAUCAUAACAUCAACAUAUUCAGGGUGGGUGUCAGGACUGACUACAGAGCUUAUCCAUAGAGAAGGUGGAUUAGGAGAUGAAAUAAAGAUGAGUCAUGAAAUGCAGAACAAGAUUUUAUCCUUAAGGAAUGAGUUGGAACACCUGCAGGUCAAAGUUCUUCAGGAGCGUGAGAAGUACCAGCAGAACUCUCAGUCCAGCACUGCCAUUUCAACAGUCCUAACAUUUAGUAUAAAUGACAAGUUUACCCUAAAUAGAGAUGAUGCCAGCUACAGCCUUGUCUUGGAAGUCCAGACAGCUAUUGACACAGUUUUGCUACAAUGUGAUGUUCCAAUAGACCUCAAGGAUGUGGAUAAAAAUUCAGCCGUUGUGAGUGUUGUUGACUGUGAAUCUGAGUCAAAUGGCAAUUUCCUUCUUGCUACAUACCGGUGUCAAGCAAACACAACAAGGCUGGAACUUAAGAUUCUGUCAAUUGAAGGUCGUUAUGGGACGUUGCAGGCGUACAUAAUUCCAAGAGUUCAACCAAAAACCUGUCAAGUUCAGCAGUAUCAGAUUAAGCCGCUCUCACUUCACCAGCGGACCCAUUGUAUUGACCAUGACAGACCCAUGAAUACCUUAACUCUCAAAGGACAGUUUAGCUUUGCUGAAGUUCAUUCCUGGGUUGUGUUUUGUUUGCCUGAAGUUCCUGAAAAGACACCAGUGGGAGAGAGCAUCAGCCUCUACUUUCAAAACACCUUCUUGGAUACACAGCUUGAAUGUACUUACCGGAAAGGGGAGGGACAUUUCAAAUCUGAUAAUAUAUCUACGAUAUCCAUUCUAAAAGAUGUGCUCUCUAAAGAAGCCACCAAAAGGAAGAUUAACCUGAGUAUAUCAUGUGAUAUAAAUGAAGCAUCUGUGAGUCACACUUUAAAGCUAAUCCACCCAAAAUUAGAAUAUCAGCUGAUGUUGGCUAAGAAAGUUGAAUUGAUAGAUGCUUUAAAAGAAUUACAGACUCAUGAAGGGAAUAUGGACUUCCUGAUUCCAGAAUACCGCAGUAUUGUGGAAGAGGCCGAGCAGCUGCUCAAAGAACAUGAGAAACAACCUGCAUCUCUUGAACGACUUUACGGUAUGAUUACAGAUCUAUUUAUAGAUAAAUUUAAAUUCAAAGGUACGAACGUGAAAACCAAAGUUCCUCUCCUCUUGGAAAUUUUGGGAAGCUAUGAUCAAAACAAUCUGCUUGCCUUUUUUGAUAGUGCUGCCUAAGCUACAAGAAUUUAAACA